AUGGCUCCAUCAUCUUGUAGAAGAAAAGGGUCCAGAAAACCAUCAUCUUCUAGAAGGAAAAUCCUCUUCAAGAACUCGUCCAAGAAUCGAAAGAACUCGAUCAUUAUCUCGACCGAAUCAUCGAAAACCGAGGCGUCGAACGGCAUUGCAGAUAAUAAUAGUAACUAUUGUAAUACCGGCUCGUCGUAUAACGGAAGCAUUUGUUCCACCCCGAAAGCCGAAAGGUUCCGGUUACCCGAGACGAGCACUUGCCCGCCGGCCCCUAAGAAGACUAGAAGAUUACGGCUCAAAAAUUGCUCCCUAAAGAGAACGGGAUCGGUCUCCGUACCGUUUUUCGAGUCUCCCGAUAUCGACCUCUUCUUUUAUUUCGCGCUCCAUGGGUUUCAAGUUUGA
Messenger RNA from Striga hermonthica, 393 nucleotides. NCBI's taxonomy places the organism in Eukaryota, Viridiplantae, Streptophyta, Magnoliopsida, Lamiales, Orobanchaceae. The record is from the annotation of a GenBank genome assembly.